Molecule: messenger RNA, 4125 nt
Organism: Adineta steineri
Lineage: Eukaryota; Metazoa; Rotifera; Eurotatoria; Adinetida; Adinetidae
Source: the annotation of a GenBank genome assembly
AUGUUUACUGCUCUUCUUGGCUUAUACGGAGGUCUUUCGGCUGUUCUUCGAGUACUCAUUCCACACGUGGUUGGCUUCUUGGUUCGCUAUUUGACUAAAGCAUCGGCUCAACAUUCUUCUGUCGAUAUCGUGACAACAACGCAGACAUGGAAACAACGCGUACAGACACUGGCAAAACUUAUAUGGAAUUCUCUUAUUGAUCUCAAUCUGUUCAAAUCAUCACUUCGACAACAACCAUCGGAUAUCAGGCAACAACUGUGGACAACACGAAUCUAUAUUACACUACUCAUUCUUGCUCUUAUUAUUUUGACACUUUACGGAAUGCUGAGCUUCGACAUAAAAUUGAUACAACUGAACAACCCUUUAUUCAGUACUGUGCAACAAUUACAAUCUCAGUCUCAGACUAACUUAAUUUCUUCUCUACAAUGUCCGUGUACACAAUUAACGGUAGCCUAUGGUCAAUUCAUUCAUCUCCAGCCAUUCUAUCAUCAAGUAUGCUCCAGUGAUUUCGUAUCAGAGCGUUGGAUAGAUGCUUUCGAUGAUAUGCGCGCUCUUUUAUCGCUCCGAUUUGCGGUAGCCGUCAACAGUAGUGAUUUUUCGCAGGCUCAGACGCUAUUUGUGCUCCUGGGAACUCUGUGCGAUUUUUCUACUGAAACAAUUGCCAAUUCAAUACAGACGUUUGAACAAACCCAAUUAGUCGGUACUCAAUUGCUUACAGCGGCUGAGUUUACUAAUCAAAUGUCCUCUGCUAUUAAUACGUUUGAACUGGAAACAAAAAACACCUUUUUACACUUCCUUCAACUUCUGCGUAAUAUUACACAUGUGAACCAAAUUGUGUCUGCCGCAGGUAGCAAUUCUUAUAUUGAAAUUGGCGACCCACCUAAAUAUACUGCCCCUUUGUCUAUAACGACUUACAACUAUGAAAAUUCAUCCGAAAUAUGUUCGUGUGCAUAUGAUUCAAGCUGUAAAAUGAAUUGGGGCUUAUUCAUUGGGAGUGUAAUGAAUGCAGAUAUUCAAGUAUAUUCUAUACCUGAGUUCUAUUUUGCGUGCCAAUCUGUUGAAUCACUUCUACAAUCAACACUUAAAUGUUUCUAUGAUGAUCAAGACUGUUUAGACAUUAUUAUCAACUUUUAUAAUGUAUCAUCCUUUAACAACUUUACUCGACUCAAUUCUUCUUCUCAUGCAAGUCGUUUCAUGAUAAAUAGCACAAUUGGUUCUCUACUUUCAGAAAUGUUUAUUGAAUCUUGGUCUGAAUCUACAAAUUAUUCAUCCUAUUUUGCCCAAUGCCAACCAUCGUCAUGUUCUUAUACGAUUCCACAACGCAACAGUUUACUCGAAACAAUAACAAGAAUUGUUGGUCUGAUCGGUGGACUGUCUGUCUCUCUGCGCAUUCUUGUCCCGUUUCUUGUCAUGAUAUGUGUUGGAAUCAUUCGACGCCUGUUAUCACGACAUCAACAGGCACCUGUAGAAUCGACUGCUCGCACAUCACAUUUUGUGACAUUGGGUAUUAAGAUUCGAGAUUGGUUUAAGAAAGUGAAUGUAUUUGAAGAUACAAAUCGUACAAUUACUAUUGAACAACAAUGUGUAGCGACACGUGUCUAUUUAGUUCUUCUCGUCAUCUCAUUAUUCAUUGUCGUUCUCUAUACUUCGGUGAUCUAUUAUUUGAAUACGUUCACAAUAACAAACCCAUCCCUUGAACAAUAUCAGCAGUUACAACAACGUUACGGAUUAGAUGCAGUUAGUUGUCCAUGUUCUCGAUUGUCUAUUACGCAUUCAUCAUUUAUCACAUUGCAAUGCAGCUUUCAUCCAGUCUGUACGAGUCUUUUCGUCUCUGACUCAUAUCUACAAGAAUUGUUUCAAUUAUACAAUGAUUUGGAUUCGACAUAUGCAACAUCCAACGCAUUUACUCUUCAAGGCACAGUAUUCAGUCAUUUCCAAGCUCUUGCUGCCUUGUGUAAUUUGGUAAAAGAUUCUGUCAAUGAUGCUCAACAACAAUAUCUUAUUUCCUCGAUCAUCUCCACCCUCAUGAUUGACUUCGAUCUGCUCGAGAAAGAGACAAAUGCAUCACUCAUCAAAUUUCAAUCGACACUACCGAAUUCAUUUCUAAAUUCGCUUCAAAUGAUACGUGGUCUAAUGCAAGGUAACGGAUUCGUCUCAGCCUAUUCGACAAACUGGUAUUAUAUUACCAACAACAUUAAAGUGGGUAGUAUGCUUUUUCUCAAAUCACAAUAUUAUGGCAGUGGUAUGUGUAAUUGUGCCACAUUGUCGACAUGUACUCAAUCGUCGACACCUUACAUCAAAGGGUAUCUGGUUGGUUGUACUCCACUUGAAUCACUCCUUCAAAGUACACUCGAAUGUCUCUACAAACAGUCUUGCAUUGAUCUUCUUACUACCUAUUUGAAUAUGUCUUUACCCAACCAUUUUGUACCAUUGAACAAGAGCGAAACUCGUUUUUCUUCAAAUGAUACCGUUAAUUCUAUUGUUGAAAAAAUGUUUGUCGAAACGUGUUCAUCAAAUGUCUCGUAUAAUCAAUUUUUCGAAGAGUGUAAUCCUGAUUAUUGUUCAGUGACAGUACUCGAAACAGGCAGUUUCAUCAUUGUUAUCACCACGAUUCUGGGUCUUUAUGGUGGACUAACAACUUUUCUCAAACUUGUCGUACCCUUUCUUGUCUUUUCAACUUACAAAUUAGUCAGAAAAUACAAGCAACGAGCACAUGUUGGAAUUCAACAGAUUCCAGCGACUUCUUUGGAUAGUAACACGAUAUCGGUUGACAACACCAACCAUGCCGAACGUCUUUUCAUCAAAUCCAGCCGAAAUUCAGAUAUCAGUUCAAACACUCUGGCCUCAACAAAUGUUUCCAGAGAUGCUGUUGCUUUAGGAUCGGUGCCCACAGAUCCAUCUAUUUCAACAAGUUUCCUCACAUCAAUACUACGUUACCGAAAGAUCAUCGUUGGGUUUAUACUAUGUAUAAUUGUGACAGCCGUCAUCAUUAUUCCAUCUGUUUAUCUUACUCGACACAAACAAGAAGAGCAUCAACCUCUGCUAACAGCCGUAUCGUGUACAAAUUUGACCUUCACAACAGCAGUUCCAUAUGCAGUUGGAGCCAGUCCUAGGAUGGUUGCCAUUGGUGAUUUCAAUGGCGAUGGAAUACUAGAUCUUGCCGUUCUCAAUAAUGGUGGAAACACCGUGAGCGUGCUCCUUGGAGUCGGGAGUGGGCGUUUUGGGUCACAAACAACAUUUCCAACUGGUCCUACCCCAUUCUCGAUGGCUGUUGGUGAUUUCAAUGGCGAUGGCCGAUUAGAUCUUGUUGUUGUCAACAAUGGUGAUAACACCAUGAGUGUGUUACUUGGAACUGGUAGUGGAAGUUUUGGACCACAAACAAUUUAUUCAACUGGUUCUUAUCCGUACCGGAUCGCUGCCGGAGACUUGAAUAAUGAUGGUCGAUUAGAUUUUGUUGUUGCCAACUUUUACUCGAGCAAUGUGGGUGUGUUUCUUGGGAUUGACAAUGGAUAUUUCGGACCACAAACAACAUACCCCACUAUCGGUAAUCCGACCUUCGUUGCAAUCGAUGAUUUCAACGGUGAUUCUUACCUGGAUCUUGUCGUUACCAGCCAGUACUGGCCCACCAUAAGUGUGCUACUUGGAACCGGUAGUGGGACUUUUCAAUUACAAAUAACGCUUUCAAUUAAUUCUACACCGUGGAGCAUCGCUACUGGUGAUUUUAAUGGCGAUGCUCGAGUAGAUCUGGUCGUCGGUAACGGCUCACCCUCGCUGCCCAAUGUGGGUGUACUUCUUGGAAAAGGUAAUGGAUCUUUUGGAUUACAAACUAUGUUUUCCGUUGGGUCUAAGCUUGAGGUGGUGUGGGUAGCUAUCGGUGAUUUCAAUGGUGAUGGUUUAAAAGAUCUUGCCGUCUCUAACCCUUUCUCCGCGAUACGCAACGUUGGUGUGCUUCUUGGGUCUGGUAAUGGAUCUUUUGUAUUACAAGCCACAAUUGCAACUGGAAAUGGUUCUUUUCCGUAUGGAAUCGCUGUCGCUGAUUUCAAUAACGAUGGCCGACUAGAUCUUGCUGUUUGCGAUAAUAAUUCAAAGAACCGUGUGAAUAUUUUUCUCAAUACAUGCACAUGA